AUGGCUGUACAUGAUGCGUAUCACGACUCAAUCCGUCGUCCCCUUCUUAGCGGCUCCGUCUUCAUGAGGAAAUCUCCAAGCUCGGUCGAGGCUAACUCGCCCGCCCUACCCGAAGCGUUUCGGAACGCCCUGGUUCUUGGUCGCCGCCAUACAGAGCGCUCUCUUCAUGCUUCUACCCUGCUCCGCAGCCCCGGCUUUGAUCUCAAACACCUCUUCGACGUAUGGGCAGUCAAGCUCGGAUCGCUCUCAGUUCGCUCACGCACGCGAGCCAGUCUUCAGAGUAAAUGGGCGGUGGUCGGAGCCGUCGCCGUCUUCUAUGACUACGUCCUUACUCUUGAUAGCGAGAUUAAAUACAUCUGGAGGAGGAAGGUGACGAGUGCAAGCAUGAUUUAUAUCGUCAUACGUUACUCGUCAUUGGUAUCCAACGUCCUCACCUUCCUCAACUUCUUCCCUUCGCCGGGCAAAUCAUCACCAAUGUGCAACGCGAUCACACUGUGGUAUUCUUUAUUGGGCACCGCCAUGCUCAUGUCCGGCGCGGUGUUCUCGUCAUUGCGAGCGCACGCGCUGUGCCAGUGCAAACCCCUCUCUUUCUGCAUUUUGGUGCUGGGGUCUGGGAACGCCGUCCCCUCGGUUUAUGCAGCGAUCAAAACUCAGGCCACAUACAACCCAGUACCCAACAACAUCCUCACCAAUUGCGAUAUAAGGAUCUCACAAUUUCUAUCAUUUCGCAAAGGAACCGCACAGCAGAGGCUGAAAAUUACUACGGCAUUCUUUCAGAAUGGUGUCGCAUACUUCGCUGCACUCCUCGUUGUCAACAUCAUGAACCUUGCAUUUAUCAACAACGUGCAGCUGUUGUUCAAUCUCAUCGGUGCGCUCACCGCUAUGACGGUGGUCUUGACCUGCCGUUUCAUCCUCGACUUAUUUGAAGCGAGCACGAGGGGACGCUUCGGCACUGUCCCUACAUUACACCUCUCGACCGGGCGCUCGCUUGCGUUCCGACGCCCUGGUGGUCUCGGCGCCACUGGAACCCCCCAGGGAAUUUUUGGCGCGGAUGUCAGUUGGGACAGUACAGAAGAGAGCGAGAGCGACUGGAGUAAGAAAGAUGAUUACGGCUUCGAGCUCCAGCCUGUGAACCCGGCACGACAAACGGAUGCGCACCCUUUCAGAUAG
Molecule: messenger RNA, 1170 nt
Organism: Epithele typhae
Lineage: Eukaryota; Fungi; Basidiomycota; Agaricomycetes; Polyporales; Epitheliaceae
Exons: 12
Coding region: 1-1170 (389 amino acids)
Source: RefSeq, a predicted model, not a curated record